Molecule: messenger RNA, 1230 nt
Organism: Microtus oregoni (creeping vole)
Lineage: Eukaryota; Metazoa; Chordata; Mammalia; Rodentia; Cricetidae
Product: elongin-A3-like
Exons: 1
Coding region: 1-1230 (409 amino acids)
Source: RefSeq, a predicted model, not a curated record
AUGGAGGGGUCCGCCAAGCACCUAAAAGCCCUGCGGAAGUUGCGGGAGCGCCUGCACACAGAGACAGAGCCAGACAAACUCUACAAAACCCUGAAGGAACUCUCUUCAGUGCCCAUCCUGUGCGACACCCUGGCGGAGAUUGGCUUCAGGCAGACCAUCGAGCUGCUGAGGAGAGAGCAGCUCCUGUUCCCCUUUGCCAAGGACUUUGCCUCCAAGUGGUCAGAGAGGUCACCCUUGGAGCGCCAGGCCGAGGCGGAGCCACAGGACCUUGCCUUGCAGAUGAGACUGACAAGAGAGCAGGCACCCCGAAAGCCCGCAGCAGAGGACAAGGCGCAUGAGCCUGCUGCUUCUCGGGCACGUGCGGGAGAUGCCAGAGAGGUCGUGGGGGGCAGCAGGAGGAGCCCACAGAGGAACCCGGACUCGUACCCGGCCGGUUCUUUCGAGGCUUGCCUCAACUAUGACUGCCCUUCUUCUUCCGGGACACUGCGUCUGGGCAAGGGGAAGAAGAGGAAACGCCCUUGGAAAGCUCAGGCCCAGAGUGGUGGAGCCAAGGUUCCUCGGAGCCAGUCUCCAAACUGCAAGGAGCAGAGUCUCCUGCCUGCCAGUCGCUUUCCAGAGCUGAGCUCCAGUCGCCAAGCCUGCUUUCCCUCGCAUGGCCAGGACUCUUCUUCCUUGCAGAGCAAGCAAGAAGCCGCCCCUUGGGCCUGCAGGGUGAACUCGAAAACCCCAGUCUGUUCGGGUCGCGUCCCUGGCCCUCGUCUCCUGCCCAAACUGCACCAAGUGUGCCUUGCUAAGCCCAACUGCUCCAGCCAACCGGCAGAGGCACAAGAGGAGGUGUGCAGGCCCCAGAUCUGCCAUGGCCAGAAGACUCAGGCCCAGGCUGAGAGGCAGACACACCUCCAGCAGCAGGAGGCCCGCGAGCUCAUGCUGCAAGGCCUGAGAGAGCGCAUCCAAAGGGCCCAAGCCAAGAAGAGCCAAGCUCUCCAGACCCAGAUGAUCCCCUUCCCUGCCCAUGUCGCCAGCCAAAGCCAGCAGGCUGCCUCUGGACACGCAGGGGGAGGGGGAGCCCCCUCCAAAGAGAACAAUCUUCCUGGAGCCUUGGCCCCUGGCCCACAGCAGAGGGCUCCCUGCCUGCCCUUGGGCCCCAGCAACAAGACCCAGCUGAAGAAAAGCGCCCCUCUCAUGGCCAAGUCCCUCAGAGAUUACAAGAACAGGUAUUCUAGGAGGUGA